This is a messenger RNA of Ornithodoros turicata, 2565 nucleotides long. Its product is annotated as N-acetylated-alpha-linked acidic dipeptidase 2-like. Gene Ontology annotation, molecular function: carboxypeptidase activity. The record is from RefSeq and is a predicted model, not a curated record. The transcript is spliced from 19 exons. Bases 73 to 2490 code for a protein of 805 amino acids. NCBI's taxonomy places the organism in Eukaryota, Metazoa, Arthropoda, Arachnida, Ixodida, Argasidae.
CCCUCCGUUCCUUCUUGCGUGUAAUCACGAGGACAGAUUGUCAACCGCUGCCGACGAUCUAAAACUCUGAAGAUGGCUGCGGGAGGAUACGGGUACACUUUCGGGGAGUACCCAUACCACACAAGGGACAACGCUGAAUACAUUGCUGGUCCAAGUGAGGAAAGACCCAAGAGAUCCCGGCGGCACCGACAUGGGUCCAGGUGGGUGACGCUCACUCGGACGCAGCUCGUGUUGGGCAUGAUCGCUGUGGCCAUCGUAGUCGUGGCCGCCGUCGUCUUCUCCAUCGCCAUCCUUCACCACAGCAGACAUCUGUGGGUUGAAGACAACCAGGCGAGCGAUAGCCGUCCUCGAGCACGGCGGCGUCAGCCGGAGUCACGAACAGUCAUGGAGCGCUACGGCCUUCCCCCGUUUGUGGUGUCUUCAUUCAGCCUGAACAACAACACAUUGGUGAACAGUAUCGUCGAUGGGAUCAAGCCUGAAAAUAUCCGAGCGCAUCUCAGGUUCUUAGCAUCGAAGCCUCAUCGAUCUGGCACGGAACGAAGUGAGACUGAAGUUGUCAACUACAUUUACAACAAAAUGAAGGAUUACGGGUUCGAUUCUUGCGAACGUAUUCCGUAUCACGUACUGCACCAAUACCCGGAUCAUGCCCGUCCCAACCAGGUGGGACUGCGUGGUUUGAAAGACCAAGUGAUCUUCAAAGCUGAUCUCCUCGAGGAGACGACCGGUACAAAAGACGUUAAUUUUCAGCCCGGUUACCUAGCCUUUUCAGCGUCAGGAAUCGUAGAGGGGGAAGUCGUGUAUGUCGACUACGCCCGGAACGAGGACUUCGAUCUGCUCGAAGACCACGAUAUCAGGGUGGCUGGUCACAUUUGCAUCGCGCGGUUAGGAGAGAUACAUCGAGGAGAACAGGUUCGAAACUGCUACGAACGUGGAGGCAUCGGCGCUAUCCUCUUUUUGGACCCCGGUGCAAUUGGCAGUCGCGAUGCCGUUAUCCCCAAAAGCACGUACGACCCCGCCGCUGCUGUACAAGGAGGUACACUAUACAUCCAGGGAGACCCCGAAACACCUGGGUACCCUUCCAUAGAAGAAGCCCUGAGAAUGAGUCACACUGACGUUACUCCAAAAAUUCCCGCGCAAGUAAUUUCGUAUAAGGAUGCCAAAGUGCUGCUAAGCCUACUUGAAGGCCUAGAUGCUCCAACAGGCUUCAACGCAACAUCGAGGGCUGUACCGUUUCAGAUAGACCACAAAGGAAGGAAGGUUCGUCUGGAAGUAUAUGCGCGUUAUGAGAGACGUGUCGUCUACGAUGUCAUUGGGGUCAUCAAGGGUAGUGAAGAACCAGAUCUGUACGCCAUAACCGGAAACCAUCACGAUGCUUGGUCUUACGGGGCUGUAGACCCAUCUUCAGGGACAGCGGCACUAUUAGAAGUUGCCAGGGUUCUGGGAACGAUACGGCGUCGCGGUUGGAGGCCGCGGCGGUCUAUCGUCUUUGGGUUCUGGGCGGCCCAAGAGAUGGCAGCUGCCGGCUCUCAAGAGUUUGUGGAGGAUAGGUACCUGCUCCUGAGCAACGGCGCCGUUAGCUAUACUGAUGUAGACGGCUGUACUUCAGGACCGGUGUUCUCUGCCUUCGGCUCGCCUUCCUUGAAAAAUAUUUUGUACAGCGCCACGAAAGUUGUAAGUUUAUAUCGCAUAUCCGGUGAGCGAAAAUCUCUAUACGACAGCUGGACGGAGUACGAGUUGAAGGGACAGACGCUGAUGGAUCCACCUGUUAGGUUACCCUACCUCGGUUCGGAGAACGGCGCCUUCAGCUUUUUCGUUGGCGUUCCCUCGCUGGGUAUCUCCUUCCGACAGGACCGCAGGAAAUACGGCGAAGGCGCGUAUCCCGCCUACCACACAUCGUUCGACACGCUACACCUCUUGGAGUCCUACAUCGAUCCAGACCUGCGCAUAACUGGGCAGUGCGCGCAGCUUGGCGGGGUGUUGACCUUCAUGUUAGCGGAGACUGAAGUGAUACCGUACGACCUGGUCAGCCUAGGCCUAGCAUUACGGGAAGCCUUUGAGAACUUGGAAUCCGUCAGGAGACACAUGGAGUCUGCCAAUGCUAACCUGGAGUGGCUCCGGGAGGAGAUCCAACAAUUCAUGGAUGCGGCCAGGAGCUGGCACAUCUGGAUUCGCAGUCAGAGAGCUCACGAGUACACGACCUUGCGAAGUAUAAAUGAACGCAUGAUGCUGGUGGAGAGGGCGUUCAUAAAACACGAAGGACUUAUGGGAAGACCAACAGUCAGGCAUAUGGCGUUCUCACCUUCAUUAUCUAAUUCGUUAUCUGGAUACGGAUUUCCUUCCCUGCACGACUACGCCUUCUACGGAAGUCGCCUCGAAGAGGGGUCCCACGAGCACGAAAAGGCUUGGGAUUCCGUCCGCCGACACGUUAAUGACAUCGCCUUGGCUGUUCGAGCAGCACGUUUGCUCAUCGAACCAGGCAUGAUAAUUUAGGAUUUUCGGUACAAUGAUGUGCCGGACAGCAACGGUUGGGCUUUGAAUAAAUUAAUACGUGUACUUUGCAACUUA